ACAAGGUGCUGGUGUAAACGGUUACCAAUAUCAAUUUCAUCGUUAGAGUUUUACUUUAGACGUUUAUUGACACCCUGGAAUUCAAAAUAUGAAUAAUUUAACUGUAUAACAAUAUAUAUUUAUACCCCAUGUAGUGUUUAAUUCGCGUUUGAGACAGGACUUGCUUGAUAUGUUAUCAAGGUAACACUAGCUAGCUGCUUAGCUAACAAUGGCUAACUGUAUGGUUUUUCACACUCAAAUAGCCUCCAUUAUGGAGGUGCUAGCGAAUACAGCCGUGUCAGAGAUCUGUAAACUCGUAGACGACGACUAUGCAGUGUUUCGUUUGGAAAUAACUCAAAGCCAGAAAGAAAACCGGGCUCUUCGGAGGAAACUACAGCUACUGGAACUAAAGGGGUCACGGGAGCGCAUCCUCGCAAGUCGUCCCAGAAGUGUCAAGAUCCUCGACCGAUACAGAGGAAUGGCAAGAGGUGAAGGACAUCUCACUGGAGGCCACAGGAACUUUGUUAAACCAGCGGGACACAAUACAUGGAGAGAUGACCAAUCAAUCACUGUUGAUGAGGGGAGUGGAAUCUCAACCCAGCACCCUAUCAUGAUAGAGUCUGCAGGUCCUGGGGUCAAGCAUGAGAGGUCUGAACGAGAGCCACAACACAGCAGAGACAUCCAGACUGUAGCAGCAGUUGGAGUGACGCCCCCUGUAGACACUGAGGGCCUUACCACUGCCGUGCCCCAGCCCAGGACCCGAUGCAGCAUCACGGAGGAGGAGGAGGAGGGUCCAGAGGUGCAGCUGGUGAAGGAGGAGGGGUGUGAGGAGAGUCUGGGAAACCCUGAGGGGACCAUGGUCAUGGAGGACAACCAGACUACACCUCCUUCUGAAACCACAGAGGAACCAACUGAGCAGCACAGGAACACACACAGUCUCACAGAGUCAGUAGACAUGGAGGAUGGGAAGCCUGACCUGCUGCUGGUCAAAGAGGAGACAAUAGAAGAAGGACCAGAGAGCAUUGAUCUGCUGAGUGGACUAAAGAUGGGGGCGCAAGGUGGUUGGCUGGAGGCUAACAGAGGAGACUGGGCUGCCAUCUUGGAUUCCCAGACCCAGACUGGUGCACCCAAGGGCUCAGGGGAUGAUAUCACUGAGCAGGCCAGGACCAGAGGCGACAUAGUGGAGAUCAGUGGAUGGGACAGUGUCCUCAACUCUGGAGUGGGGAACAACACCUUGAACCAAAACCAGAAACAGAUAGUCAAACACAAAACAACAACCAAACUCAGUCUCCAUGACAACAGACUGGCUGAGACCAGGGCAAGGUGUAGAUUUGGUCUGCAGGGACCGGGAGGUGUCCUUAUGCGGCGGGACAGAACAGACACAGACUCGGCUAGUGAUGCUCCGUCCUGCUCCUAUAGUUGUGAUUCAGAGAGACUAAUGGUGCCUCAGGUUAACCCCCUAACAGGUGCAGCCUUCAGUCUGCCUUCUGUAGGAUCUAUCAACUGGAACAUGGACCCUGCGACAACACAGACACUCCCUGGCAUUUGUCCUCCUCAUAGUCUCCUAAUGUUAAACCAGACCUCAGACAAUGCCAGUGGCUCAACACUAAAUGGCUACACAAGCCCAUUGACAAAUGACAGUAGUAGUAACGCUAUCAGCAGAUCUGGUGGCAAAGAGAAGCGCUUCCCGUGUUCAUUCUGUGGGAAAGCCUUCAGUUUCCCCAAACAGGUGGAGAUCCACCAGAGGAUGCACACGGGGGAGAAACCAUUCAGCUGUCAUCUUUGCCGGGCCAGUUUCUCCCAGUUGUCCAACCUGAAGAGGCACCAGAGGGUUCACACUGGGGAGAAGCCUUACAGCUGCCCCCAGUGUGAGAAGAGGUUCUCCCACCAGCACCAUCUGAAGAUACACCUGAAGGUCCACAUGGGGGAAAGGUCUGUACGCACUGGGGAAAGAGUGUUCUCGGAGAGGAGUUAUCUCAGGAUACACCAGCAGAAAAUGCACACGGACAACGUAUAGUGAGUGUUAAAGGAAUAAUUAUUUUAUUUAGCGCUUUUCAUACAAUAUGUCACUUUUAAAAAACAGACAAAAAGAAAAAGUGUGUCUUCUCCUUCAGGGUCCCGUCUAAUGCCUGGGCUCAUAGAAAGCCUGGACCUGGGUCUAGCCUUCCUCAGUUACCUCAUGGUUACCCCACUAAUAGACAGGGUCAGGAUUGGUGUUCACAAGAGGUACCUAGCCUGUAACACAGCACACAAUCCCAACAACACCCAAACAAUGGCUAGAGGAGGGAGCUUAAAGACUAACCAUCUGAGGGUGGUGGCUCCUGCUUCCUCUGGUGUCAUUGGAUUACAACGCGCGAGGCCGAGGACAGAUGCUGACAAGACAUACGCCUGCCCCAGGUGUGGGAAGCACUUCGCUAAGACUAAAUAUAUGAAGCAGCACCAGAACGUUCACACUAAGGAGGCCUUUCAAGUGCAAGCUAUAUUACAAGAGCUUCUCAUUCCUGAGUAGCCUUAUUAGACAUAGGAGUGUCCACAAUAGGGAGAAAUUGUAGCAAUGUGGCUUGAGAUAUAUACAAGGGAUGUCUUGGAACUAUUCUUUAGCUGUUAUAUUAUAAUCAUCAUGUGAAGUGUCUUGGGCUAAGAGGGUAAUUAACCAUAUAACAUUCAUUAAACCUUUGUUACCUUGUCAUUUAAAA
Oncorhynchus gorbuscha (pink salmon) is the source of this 2675-nucleotide messenger RNA. RefSeq lists its product as uncharacterized. NCBI's taxonomy places the organism in Eukaryota, Metazoa, Chordata, Actinopteri, Salmoniformes, Salmonidae. The transcript is spliced from 6 exons. The record is from RefSeq and is a predicted model, not a curated record. The coding region runs from base 209 to 1996 and encodes 595 amino acids. Gene Ontology annotation, cellular component: nucleus.